This is a messenger RNA of Panicum virgatum (switchgrass), 1396 nucleotides long. Its product is annotated as MADS-box transcription factor 34-like. Gene Ontology annotation, cellular component: nucleus. The coding region runs from base 354 to 1103 and encodes 249 amino acids. The record is from RefSeq and is a predicted model, not a curated record. Gene Ontology annotation, biological process: positive regulation of transcription by RNA polymerase II. Lineage: Eukaryota; Viridiplantae; Streptophyta; Magnoliopsida; Poales; Poaceae. The transcript is spliced from 9 exons. Gene Ontology annotation, molecular function: DNA-binding transcription factor activity, RNA polymerase II-specific; RNA polymerase II cis-regulatory region sequence-specific DNA binding; protein dimerization activity.
CAAUCUGCACCCCACGAAAGAAAAGAUUCUUCUCCGCUCUCCCACCCGUCUCGCUCAUUCCUCCCUCUUAGCCAGCAUAUAGCCCGCCACCACAUGCCGCAGGGCCCUCACACCUCGCCGGGCUAAUCGAUCCCUAAUCGAGUGGGGGCUAGGCAAAAAAAACCCCAGAACGGGAGCGGCGAGGUCGAGCUCCUACUGAGGCUGCGUGAGGCCGAGAGCCCGCCCGAGAUCAAUUUCGGCAAUAAUUGCAGCUCGAGCAGGCAAAUCAUAUACAGCUUGGGUGAGAGGUUGAUUUGGAAGGUGAGAAGAGAGAAGCGAGGGUGAGAUCGACCGGCCGAUCGGGAGGGCAGGCCAUGGGGCGCGGGAAGGUGCUGCUGCAGCGGAUCGAGAACAAGAUCAGCCGGCAGGUGACGUUCGCCAAGCGCCGGAACGGCCUGCUCAAGAAGGCCUACGAGCUCUCCAUCCUCUGCGACGCCGAGGUCGCGCUCGUCCUCUUCUCCCACGCUGGCCGCCUCUACCAGUUCUCAUCCUCCUCCAAUCUGCUUAAAACUUUGGAGAGGUACCAGAGGUACAUCUAUGCUUCUGCUGAUGCUGCAGCGCCGUCUAGUGAUGAGAUGCAGAAUAACUAUCAAGAAUAUAUGAAGUUGAAGACAAGAGUUGAGGCUUUACAACGCUCGCAAAGGAAUCUUCUGGGUGAAGACCUGGCUCCACUUACCACCAGUGAACUUGACCAGCUUGAGAGUCAAGUAGACAAGACCUUGAAGCAAAUCAGAUCAAGAAAGACUCAAGUGCUACUUGAUGAACUCUGCGACUUGAAGAGAAAGGAACAUAUGCUCCAAGAUGCCAACAUGGUCCUGAAAAGAAAGCUGGACGAGGUCGAGGCAGAGGCGCCUCCUCGCCCACAGCCACAGCUGCCGUGGCAGGGCGGCAGCGGUGAUGGCACCAUGGUGUCGGACGGCCCUCCACAGCCAGAGCACUUCUUUCAGGCCCUGGAGAGCAACCCAUCUCUGCAGCCAACGUUCCAUACCAUGGACAUGAACCAGCAGCCGGUGCCAGCGCCGGGCGGCUCCUACUCUCCUGCGUGGUCGGCGUGGAUGGCAUAGCCAGUGCUUUAUUGUUGCAUUGGCCGGAGAAGUGAUUGUGUCCUCCAGAGAUUCCUACGAGUUCCGUUUCUGCUUUUGCUCCCCAAUUUGCUCGGCUUCCAGCGCUUGCCGAAAUGUAAGUGACAACUUAAAAUAGCCCUGUAUAGAUUGCUGUCCUUAUCUAAGUUGGUCUCUGCUCAGCUGCUUCAUUAAGAGGUGUGACGAUGCAUGAUAAGAGAAAAAUGGUUGAACUUCCUAUGUUUUGGAUUCUACAUUGCUUGACAAUAAGCACUGUCAUGUUGGACUGCUAGACU